Messenger RNA from Phacochoerus africanus (Common warthog), 2348 nucleotides. It is a transcript of the gene STARD10, whose product is annotated as StAR related lipid transfer domain containing 10. Lineage: Eukaryota; Metazoa; Chordata; Mammalia; Artiodactyla; Suidae. The transcript is spliced from 7 exons. The record is from RefSeq and is a predicted model, not a curated record. Bases 1301 to 2176 code for a protein of 291 amino acids. Gene Ontology annotation, molecular function: lipid binding.
CGCUCUGAAUCCCUCGGCCGCCAGAGUCGGUCCCCAAGUGCAGUGCAGUCGUGACUGACGGGCCAGAGUUCAGGGGUGGCCGCGCUGUGCCUCUCCCUGCCACUCCUUAGGCCUCCGCUCCGCGGAGUUGUGGAGACGCUUCAACCGAAGAGGAGCCGACAAGGCCCAAGGGAGCUGUAGUGACAGAACGGCCACCUGGGGGACAUGACGGCCGCAACCGGCCGCUAGCUAGCAGCUGCAGGACCGCUGGGAGGCCCCUAGGAGACGCGCACGCGCAGAAGCUGGGCCUCGAGGCCUCCGUAAACACCAAAGAGCGCCUGCGCAAACGGGGCGCCUCGGGAUGGCCGCGUGGGGGCGCCUGAGCAAAGACAACAGCAAUAAAUAGGAAAGUACCUGUCGGGUUAUCUUUCCGCUGUCUUUUCUCUUAAGGUUUGCAAAGCAUAGCCCAUCAUUGCCUCCUAGUUUGCUCCUUAGAGCGGUCGUUUUACCAGUGGGGCAACGGGUCAGAGGAAGUCACACAGCCAGAGUCCGAACAAAGUGAGAGGGACCGCCCCAAACGGUUCAGGGUUCUCUACCUUGACUUGCUGUGUGACCUUGGGUAGUUUUGUUCCCCUGAGGACCUAAGCCUUCUUAGUCGUAAGUGGAAACAGGUUGUUGGAAGGAUCAGAUGAAAUCCAGGAGUGAAACUAAAUUCCCGAGCAACCUAUAAAGGCAACAGAUUAUUAUAAUCGGGUGACUGCAGAUUGAGGAGCCUCUUCUGGAUUCUACAGAUUGUAAAACCGAGAGCCCCAAGAGGGGCAGGAGCUUGCCACGGGUCUCAGCAGUCUGUGAGCAAAGGCUAAAGCCCAUCCUUCCUGCCUCUGGGCCUGAGCCCUUCCUUGCACCCCAAGGAUGAGUGUCUUUGUUGGAUAAAGGCCUAAAAAGACGGACUGUACUCAGGGUUGGGGCGUCUCUACUCCCAGUCCUUCUCCCACCCAACCUGGGCCUCGUGGAGGAAGGUCCUGCUCUGUUGAGAUGACCACCAAAGGCAGGGAACUAAGGAGGAGCUGGAGAAUCGAGGAGCUGGAGAAUCGUGGAGAAAGAUCCUGAAGCUGAACAGACUCUGUUUCUCAGAGGAGCAGCCCAGCUCAGGGAGGGAGUCCAAGUGUGUGACGUGAGGAGUGAUAUCAAGGGGACAGACCUGAACGGAGAGAGGGGUCCCUGGAAGGUGGCGUCAGCAUCUGCAGCCGCGUCGACGUUGUCAGAGCCUCUGCGGAGCACCCAGGAGAGCUGGACGAGGACGAGGGCCCUGGGCCUCCCCAUGGAGAAGUCAGCUGCCUCAACAGAGCCCCAGGGGCCUCGGCCGGUCCUGGGCCGCGACAGCGUCCAGGUGCCCGACGACCAGGACUUCCGCAGCUUCCGGUCCGAAUGUGAGGCCGAGGCCGGUUGGAACCUGACCUACAGCAAGGCCGGCGUGUCUGUGUGGGUGCAGGCUAUGGAGAUGGAUCGCACCCUGCACAAGAUCAAGUGCCGGAUGGAGUGUCGCGAUGUGCCAGCGGAGACGCUCUACGACGUCCUCCACGACAUUGAAUACCGGAAGAAGUGGGACAGCAACGUCAUUGAGACUUUCGACAUUGCCCGCUUGACAGUCAACGCUGACGUGGGCUAUUACUCCUGGAGGUGUCCAAAGCCCCUGAAGAACCGUGACGUCAUCACCCUCCGCUCCUGGCUCCCCAUGGGCACUGAUUACAUCAUCAUGAACUACUCAGUCAAACAUCCUAAAUACCCGCCUCGGAAAGACUUGGUCCGAGCUGUGUCCAUCCAGACGGGCUACCUCAUCCAGAGCACGGGGCCCAAGAGCUGCGUCAUCACCUACCUGGCCCAGGUGGACCCCAAAGGCUCCUUACCCAAGUGGGUGGUGAAUAAAUCUUCUCAGUUCCUGGCUCCCAAGGCCAUGAAGAAGAUGUACAAGGCGUGCGUCAAGUACCCGGAGUGGAAGCAGAAGCAUCAGCCGCACUUCAAGCCAUGGCUGCACCCGGAGCAGAGCCCGUUGCCCAGCCUGGCGCUGUCGGAGUUGUCGGUGCAGCACGCGGACUCGCUGGAGAACAUCGACGAGAGCGCCGUGGCAGAGAGCCGAGAGGAGCGCGCGGGCGGCGCGGGCGGCGAGGGCAGUGAUGACGACACAUCGCUCACCUGAGCGGGGCACCACGGCAGGGACCGAGACACGACGGGGCGAAGCCCGGGGCGGCGGAUUCCUCCCGCGCUUUCUCCCCCCCCUCCCCCGCGCCUCCCGGGGACGCUGGGUUUGGGCCCAGGCUGGCGCUGCGGCCCGGCUGGACACGGCCCCAAUAAACGAUCCCACAGCCUCA